Messenger RNA from Xenopus laevis (African clawed frog), 927 nucleotides. RefSeq names its product ripply transcriptional repressor 3 S homeolog (gene ripply3.S). The record is from RefSeq and is a predicted model, not a curated record. The coding region runs from base 137 to 637 and encodes 166 amino acids. Gene Ontology annotation, cellular component: nucleus. Lineage: Eukaryota; Metazoa; Chordata; Amphibia; Anura; Pipidae. The transcript has 4 exons. Gene Ontology annotation, biological process: negative regulation of transcription by RNA polymerase II; embryonic pattern specification.
UCCCUCCCUUUACCUGGAGCCUUGUUUGCUCAUUUCAGAGAGUCCCUGAGAUAAAGGUGCCGACUACUAAAUGAACUGACAGUUGCUCCUCAGCAGCCACAGCUUCAGGGUCUGUCUGUCCCACUCUUACUGCACAAUGGACUCAUCUCAGUAUAUGCUAAAGGCAACACUAACCCAAAUGUGUCUCUGCUCCAGAGGAGUCCGAAAUGUUCAUUCAGAGCAUCCUCAGCAGCAGGACAGCCUCACUUUGUGGAGACCUUGGCUGCUCGGAGCUGGAGACAGGGAGCUGGAUGGGCAGCAGAGGCGGUCGGGGGAGGCCGAUGGGGUUCCCACAAACACUGGUCCAAAGGGAGCCCUGGGAUUUCAGCACCCAGUACGGUUGUACAUGCCCAAGUCUAAAACCAGUGAAUAUCUGCAACACAUGGGCAGGAAAGUCUUAGCCAGUUUCCCAGUUCAAGCCACCAUUCACUUCUACAAUGACGACUCUGACUCUGAAGACGAGGAGGAGAUGGAAUUCUAUAACUACUAUCAGAACUGUGCGGCCAAUGGAGUGGAUAGUUCAAGGGGGAGCAGCGACAAUUAUUCCGUUCAAGGUGGUCCCAAGAGGAAUAUCGGCAGCCACGCAGGAAGCGCUUGAGCACAUGUAAAAGACUAAACUUGACUUUCAAUUUCCAUAAGCCGUCACAGUUAUUCCAGAAUAUUCAUACACAGCAAAGGUCAUAAUGCUGCACAGGUUACAUUGCACUCAAGCUCAGCAGGACCAUCUCAUGUGAGAGACCAUCAACCCCGGAUAACAGAGUUCUGGCCUUUGUCUAUGGCACUUCUGCAAUAAAAACGAAGGGGGUUAUUUACUAAACAACGAAUGCAAAAAUCACGAAACAUUUGUGAUUUUUUUUUUUAUAAAAUCUAACUUUUAAAAAAUCACGA